CUCCCUCUUCAGUUUUCGCAAAUCACAUUCACGACUUUCUAGGGUUCUUUCAGGUUUGGGUUUUUGGCGAGAAUUUUCCGGCGGAUAUGGAGAAAUCGACGUCGGAAUCGACGUCGGACUCACCGACACCCACCGGCGAGGAUCUGAAGCGGGAUUUAAACAACAAAUUGGCUGAGAUUUUGGCUUACGGAAGAGAGAUCGAAGUUUGCUGUGAUGCUGACAGAAACCAUAGAUUCGUGGAAUCAAUUGGUGAUGCUAUUAGACUCCUUCAUCUUCUGAGGGAAGUUGAAUGGGAGAUGACUGAUUCUGAUAUCUCUUCCUCUUCGACAUCUCCAAAAUUGGAAGUUCCGAUCAUGAGCGAACCGGUAGCCAGAGCUUCUGGGCAGACAUUUGAUGAAAUAUAUGUAGCAGAGUGGCUGAAUCGUGAAGCUAAUUGUCCGAAAAUCAAUGAUGUACUCACUCACCAUUUGUGGAUAACGAAAGAGUUGGUCAAGGACUUGAUUACGCAGAUGUGUGCCAACAAAUAUGAGCUGCCAGAACUAUGUGAUGAAAUAGUCACAGACGGGUUCAAAAAGGGUUUUAAGUCAUUGCUUAAGCGGAUAUCCUCAUCUACCUCUCAGAUAGAAGCUGCACUGAUGUCUUCACACAGCAUGGGGGUUGAGAAUAUGGCCACGGAAGAGCAUCUUGCAGUGGAGCCUGUUGCAGAGGAGCAUCUCGCUGUGGAGCCUGUUGCAGAGGAGCAUCUCGCAGUGGAGCCUGUUGCAGUGGAGCAUCUCCCACAGCUACCUUUGGAAAUGGUAGAAGAAAUCUUUGCUCGGGCACCAAUCGAGUCUCUUCUACGUUUCAGAACAACAUGCAAAGUCUUCUACUGCAAAACCUUUGAGACGAAGUACAUCUAUAGACACGUCGACUUGUCUCAAGAAAGGUUUCUUCGAUUUGACAACGUCUUGCAUAUCAUUGAUCCCGUGGCCACCUCUGACAUGUCUAGUGCAAUGCCUGACUACCUUAAACCUGCUGCUUUCAUAUCUACUGCGGUACACUGUGAUGGUUUGUUCCUCUUUCAAAACCGUAACAGCUUCAGGCUAACCCUUUGGAAUCCGCUCUUGAGGAUCGUGUAUUGGAUUCGACCAAUGGGAGUCCUCACAAGCAACGACUGUUAUGGCAUAGGGUAUUGUAAACGAGGAUCUUACAAGAUUGUAAGAAUCUACGAUGCAGACUGGGAAGACGAAUGUGAAGACGAAGUACAGGUGUUUGAAACUGAAACCGAGUCGUGGAGCUAUGUGGAUGCGUCACCUCUUGACUGGAAAGUUGCUAGCUUACAUCCGGGGUUAUCAGUUAAUGGCAAGAUGUAUUGGCUCGCGCGAAUUAAAGGUGUUCCGGUGCCGACUUUCAUUCAAUCUUUCAAUUUCUCGGAGGAGACUUUUACUUCGGUAUGCACACUUCCCCUUGACUAUGAUCCAGUACACACAAAUGCGCUAUCUGUCUACAGUCACAACCGCUUGUCGCUUGUACAUCAAGGCCAGAACACGAGAGCUAUUGAUGUUUGGGUUACGAACCCACUGGCCGAGGAAACUGUCACGUGGAGUCAUGCGUUUACAGUCACCAACCUAGAUUUACCUUGCAUCCGUCCUUAUUAUGACAUGGCCUACCCUGUUCAUAUCCUGGACAGGAACAACACUCUAUUUGUGUUGUGUAGGGAACGUACUAGAGAGCAGAGCGAGGAAAAUGAUGAUGAGCAAGAUGAGGGAAGUCCUCAGAUGAGGUUAUACAGAAUCGGGAGGCAUGGGAUCCAAGAGCGUGCCAACGUUGCAAAUACUAUUUUCUUUGAGCAUCAAGUGUGUGGGUACCUCUACACGCCAAGUCUAGUGUCGCCUAACUGAGAAGUCUGCAGCGCUCGCUGUGACUAUGCUCUACCGGAUCACUCCCUUGCCUUCUAAAAACAGAGCUUUUGUUUUGGUUUACACGUGAGAGACUCUCGGAAAGGUCGAGCUUGUGUCUUUUUGGUGUCUUGGAUCUUUUUUCUUCUUCUGUUUUUUCUUGCUCGUGUAUAGAUUGGAUCAGGGUAUACAUUGAGAAACUAAGACCAAUGUGAGUGGGUUCCACUUUUAGUCAUUUGGCAAGUUGUUACGAAUUGGCAAUUUAUAGUAUUAUUUU
This is a messenger RNA of Brassica napus (rape), 2154 nucleotides long. Its product is annotated as putative F-box protein At3g22650. The transcript is spliced from 2 exons. Bases 87 to 1880 code for a protein of 597 amino acids. Gene Ontology annotation, molecular function: protein binding. Lineage: Eukaryota; Viridiplantae; Streptophyta; Magnoliopsida; Brassicales; Brassicaceae. The record is from RefSeq and is a predicted model, not a curated record.